Messenger RNA from Solanum pennellii, 1656 nucleotides. Its product is annotated as transcription factor TGA1-like. Gene Ontology annotation, biological process: regulation of DNA-templated transcription; DNA-templated transcription. The coding region runs from base 285 to 1376 and encodes 363 amino acids. Gene Ontology annotation, molecular function: DNA-binding transcription factor activity; sequence-specific DNA binding. The record is from RefSeq and is a predicted model, not a curated record. The transcript is spliced from 9 exons. Lineage: Eukaryota; Viridiplantae; Streptophyta; Magnoliopsida; Solanales; Solanaceae.
AUGUUAUUUGUGUGUACAUUUUGUCAUAUCAUAAUAUAUAGGCAUCAAUAACAGUUGACAGCAAGCAGUCAACUUCUUUGAGUACUUAGUUGUAUUUCUUUUGUCAUUUUGCUUCUCUGCCUUUAUCCUUCUUUAUAGCUAUGGAGAUUAUUUUUUUAAUUCUCUUUACUCUUUUGGUUUAAAGGUUUCUUUAAAUACCUAAGAAGGUCAGUAAUUGCUUCUAAUUUGCAAGAAGAGUAUCUUCACAAUACUAAUGAACAGGCAGAAAUUCUGAUUUACAGGCCAUGAACAUGACUUCUCCAACAACUCAAUUUGCCCCCACAAGAAGGAUGGGCAUAUAUGAACCAUUUCACCAGAUGAGUGUGUGGGAAGACGCGUUUAGAGGUGACAUUAUGCCUAGUGCUGAUGCAUGUAUGGUUUCACACCCAAACGAUAGGCCAGAUGACAAGUCGGGGUAUACGUCCGGUGAACAACAUAUGCCCUCUGGCUCUGGAGAUAAUCAAGGACCGAGGAGUUCUUCAGACAAGGUACAAAGACGUUUAGCGCAAAAUCGUGAAGCUGCUCGUAAAAGCCGUAUGCGGAAAAAGGCCUAUGUACAGCAGCUGGAAACCAGCCGUUUGAAGCUGGCACAACUCGAAUUGGAGCUCGAGAGAGCUAGACAGCAGGGAUUAUACAUGUUAGGUUCAAAUAGCAAUAUGGGACUAUUAGGAACAAUUAAUCCAGGAAUAGCUGCAUUCGAGAUAGAAUACAGCCACUGGGUGGAAGAGCAACAAAAAAAGAAUGCAGAAUUGCGGAGUAUAUUGCAGUCUCCUGUAAGCGAUAUGGAGCUUCAGUUGCUAGUAGAAAAUGUCUUAAGCCACUAUUUCAAUCUCUUUCGCAUGAAAGCUGAUGCCGCCAAAGCUGACGUGUUUUACUUAAUGUCUGGGAUGUGGAGAACUUCCGUCGAGCGCUUUUUCCUCUGGAUUGGAGGAUUCAAGCCAUCAGAACUCAUAAAUGUGGUGAUGCCACAACUCGAGCCCUUGGCCGAUCAGCAAAUCAUUAAAGUGUGUAAUCUGCGACACUGUUGCCAGCAAGCUGAAGAUGCUCUCACACAGGGAAUGGAUAAACUUCAGCAGACUCUGGCUCAGAGCAUCCUAAAUAUGAACACGGGAGCUGGAAAUUACACUUCCCAAAUGGUUUCUUCAAUGGAAAAUUUAGAAGCAUUGGAGAGCUUUGUUAACCAGGCAGAUCACCUUCGACAGCAAACACUACAACAAAUGUCUAUUAUUUUGUCAACACACCAAGCAGCUAGGGGCUUACUUGCUUUUGGGGAGUAUGUUCAACGUCUUCGUGCUCUGAGUUCACUCUGGGCAGCGCGUCCUCGUAAACCUACCUAAAUGAUCUGUUCAUCAGACGCAACUGGGAUCGAUGAGCUUAACUAGAUUAUGUUUGAUGUUGUUGGUAAUGCUCGAGCUGUAAAUGGGAAUGUACGUUAUCAUAGUUUUGCUUGCUUAGGCGGAUUUAGCUAUUUACUAGUAUUUGAAAUACAUAUUUUCGAGGAAACGAAAAUUUGUGUAUAUAUAUAUAUUUGGAUGUUGUAUAUAGGCUAUAUAGCAAUGGAAUAAUUUUGUUGGAUGUUUCUGAAGAUUUAUGUGAGACUAGAAAACUUGCUAUGAA